Messenger RNA from Paramecium sonneborni, 716 nucleotides. NCBI's taxonomy places the organism in Eukaryota, Ciliophora, Oligohymenophorea, Peniculida, Parameciidae. The record is from the annotation of a GenBank genome assembly.
AUGUUCGUUAAUAGUCAGCUUCUGUCUAAUAAUAUGAAUUGUAUUAUAGCACCCAUAAAUGAAGUUGGAGGAAUCUACUUGGGAAAUAUUGAUGCAGCUUUAAAUCCAGAUAAUUUAAUUAAAUAUUAAAUUGGAGCUGUACUUUCUGUCAUUGAUCACUCUUUAUCAAUCAAAGGAGUUUAAAAAUUAGUAUAUAAUUCAUACUAUAUUUCUAGUGGAUAAUGGCAGAAGACUCUCAUGAUUUUCCCUUACACAAAUAUUAUGAUUAAUCUAUAAAAUUCAUUGAUAUUUAAGCUUUAAGAACAAAUGUGCUCAUUCAUUGUUGUGAUGGUAUUUCUUUAUCUGUAGCUGUUUGUGCAGCCUAUAUGAUGCAAAAAUACUCAUUAAAUCUAAGCUAAACGUUACACCACAUUAAAUAACGUCGAAAAUUAAUUAGUCCUAAUCCAGGCUUUAUCUAAUAACUAAAAGACUAUGAAUAAAGGAUUAAUCAAAAAAUAAGAAGAAAAAACAGUACAAGAAAUAAUAUAGAAACCAAUAAUUAUACACGUAGAGGUUCAGUUGGCUAUGAACAAAAUUCAAGAAAUUCUAAUAAUAUUUAAAGUUCAAUAAUCAACUCAAUUGUAAAUGAUACUAAUUAAAAAGAUAAAUUAAGGGAGUUUAGCUUUAAAUUAAAUAAUUAUUUGCAUUAAUGGAAAAUAAGAGAAAGAGCUCAUUGA